UUGUCCGUUGAAAGACGGCGUUUAGAUCUUCGCAACCUUUGUGCAGUACGUGUUAUCCCGUAUCAUUCAACUACCAACUUCGAUUACUCGUUUACAAUUUACUAAAAAAAAAAAUGCUACGUGUUUUACCUCGUUUAAACAAAAAUUUAAUUUCCGUGGUUCGUGCAAAACCCGCAACUUCAUUGUUGAGAACAUUCCACAGCUCUAUACCUACUAGAAAUGCUGAAGGAAAAAUUGAUAAUCUUGUUGAAGAAAUUAGUAAAUUGUCUUUAUUAGAAACCUCUAAGCUUGUAGAGCAACUCAAGCAAAAACUGAACAUUUCCGACAUUGCUCCUAUGGCUGCCCCUAUGGCAGUUCCCGGGGCCGCUGCUGGUGCUCCUGAAGAAGGCAAUGAAGAGCCCAAGCCAGAAGAAAAGACAACUUGGAACUUAAAAUUGGAUUCCUUUGAUGCAGGUUCGAAAGCAAAGGUUAUCAAGGAAGUUAAGUCUUUGCUGGGAUUGUCUUUGGUUGAUGCUAAGAAAUUUGUUGAAAGUGCUCCCAAGGUUCUUAAGGAGAACGUAUUGAAAGAGGAUGCUGAAGCCAUUAAAUCCAAGUUGGAACAACUUACUUGCAAGGUCACCUUGGAGUAAGCUAGGUUAAAAUGAAAACAUAAAUACGAAAAAGCUGUAAUGCUUUUUCCAAUACAGUUUUAUAAGCAUGGUUCAAAGUAUUCUUUGCUACUUCUCAUCUCUAAAAUGGAAAUCUUUUUUUUUGGAAGAAGAAAAAAUAUGUACGCAUACAUAUAUAAAUGGCUUUGAUCAUUUGCUGUAAAACUUUCUCUACUCUAUAAAUCCCCUUUUUUGACCCACAGUUGGACUAUGACUUACAAUAUAUGCUUUCCUUCGACUCUAAUUCGGCCUUUUCAUAUAAUUAACAAAGAGAUUCACGAAUGCAUUCAUUAAACCUUACAAAAUCGUCGUUCAAUGAUUCCAAAUCACCUUCUGUGAUUGGUUCUAUAGUAUUCCAAGCAAUCUCAGGUUCUAUUUCUGGUUUCGCUAUUGCCCAUAUGUUUUCGCGCAUGCGCUUAUGCCGUUCCCGAUCUUCUUCUAAUCGCUUUAAUAUGUCGGCUCUAGAAAUUGACGCGGUGCCUUGGUCUUCACCUGCUUUGCUUGCUUGUUCAUGAGCGUCUACCAAGUUCAUUGCCUCCUGAAGCCGAGCGUCAUCUAUUAUGUUUUUUAGACGCAGAGAGUGAAGCACCUUUCUUACUUCAGGAGCAUUGGCUGCUCCCGCAAUUCCAAUUGGAACCACGUAUUCUACCAGUUUUAAAAUAUCACGAGUAAUCAUAGUAAUAUAACCACUAGUGAUUCCA
Messenger RNA from Schizosaccharomyces cryophilus OY26, 1348 nucleotides. RefSeq names its product ribosomal protein subunit L12. The transcript has 2 exons. Gene Ontology annotation, biological process: translation. Gene Ontology annotation, molecular function: structural constituent of ribosome. Lineage: Eukaryota; Fungi; Ascomycota; Schizosaccharomycetes; Schizosaccharomycetales; Schizosaccharomycetaceae. Gene Ontology annotation, cellular component: ribosome. The coding region runs from base 114 to 629 and encodes 171 amino acids. The record is from RefSeq and is a predicted model, not a curated record.